Grosmannia clavigera kw1407 is the source of this 1026-nucleotide messenger RNA. RefSeq lists its product as uncharacterized. The transcript is spliced from 2 exons. The coding region runs from base 1 to 1026 and encodes 341 amino acids. NCBI's taxonomy places the organism in Eukaryota, Fungi, Ascomycota, Sordariomycetes, Ophiostomatales, Ophiostomataceae. The record is from RefSeq and is a predicted model, not a curated record.
AUGCUACCCAUGGCCACCCUGGCAGCCGUUUUGGCCUUGCCGGCUCUCGCGGCCGCCGCCGUCCUCCACCCUCGUGUCGACUCUGCGCCGAGUCCCUGGGUCACCGUCGAUGCCUCGGGCAGUGCGGUCACCAUCACGCCUACCGUCUCCAAGGGCUCGACCAUCUCGGCGCCGCCCAGUCAGCUGACCCACUCUGCCACCUACGUCUUGGUCGUCUCAAGCUCCACCACCACCAAGACCGCAGCUCCGGCCGUGGCCACCGCGGCCACCUCCAGCGGCGCCGGCGCCUUUCUCACGUGCAGCAACUACCAGGGAUACUUCAAGCCCUUCUGUCAGCCGGGAGACGGCAGCGAGCUGGCCCCAGGCAGUUCGUACUAUGUCACCUGGGACACGACCUUCUUCUAUACCGGCGCCACUGUCGAGAUCGGUGUUCAGUACAACACUACUGGCAGCGUCUCUGACUUCGCCUCAAAGACUAUCGACGCCAGCCAGGGCUUCUACGUCUGGACCAUCGAGUCCUCCUUCCUGACCACCCUCGGCGCCUCUUCCGUUGAUGCCACAAUCUACGCUUCCUACACGGACACGUCCAACAAUGCAGAGCGAGCCACCGGGCCAGCCGUGGUCAUAACCUCGGCCAAGCAUUCAUUGUCAUCCGGCCACCAUGUGUCUGCGCUGGCGGUGGCUCUGCCCGUCGUGCUGGGCCUUGCCGCCAUCGUGCUUCUGUGCUUCUGCGCAUGGUCCUGGAGGCGCUAUGGCCGGGUGCUCCCUUGCUGCGGCGGUGGCGGCCGCCGGGAUGCUGCCGGCAACCAGAAUACACGGACAACAUCCUUCCUGCAGCAGCAGCCUCGGAUGGGCGUGUCGACAGUAGUAUCACAUGAUGCUGUCGGGGGCUCUGGGAAGGCAGAGCCCGCAGCAGCCACAGACAUCCAGCUGACAGACCGUGACAGCUGGUCACCGACGCAUGGCACCACAAAUGUCUUCCGAGCGGAGUUGAGACGGCAAGAGGCGGAGAGCAAGCAGGGAUAA